UGGGAAUCGUAGUCCUGCGCCGUUACUAUCUAUAAAUGGUCUAUUGGCAUGCGAACUGCGGACGAAACUACAGCAUUCAGCGCGCGCCGGAGUCAGCUGUCAGUCACGCUGACGUCAUGUGUGUUUGAGUCGCACCUCGGCGCGCAGGCUUGCUGUAGCGGGACGGACCCAUGAGGGGAGACCCUCGAUGCCGAGGGGUCUCGAAGUGUCACUGCGAUCAGUCCUAAAAUGGGGUGGAUCUUAAAUCAUAACUGCGAGAUGAAGACGUGAGAGCGUAUAUAGCCUGCGCACUGUAUCAUCCAGAGAGCGAAUCCAGAGAGCCGCGUCUUAGUGGGGUUUUUCUUUCCCCCUUUCACAUCUACACCAUUGAGCACCGAGCUGUGAGGCUGCCUCGGGCUGCGAGGCUGCUCGGCGGAGGCAAGCCGAGCUAUCUGCUGCUCGUCAUAAUCAUCACGAACAAGAUGAAGCGGCGGAAAACCGUGCUGGCGGCGGCGUUUUGCUUCUCCUUUUGUCUCGGCACGCUCAUGAACGUGCUCUUCGUGCCCGGCUUCGAGCCCCAGCACAGCCGCGACGCGGCGCGCCAGCGCUCCUUCACAGAAACGCAUUCAUCUCGGCUUCACAUCAGCGAGCACUUUGAGCCUGGAACCGCAUCGGCUCCGGAGUCCAGCAGCAGCACCACCACCAGCACCACCAGCACCAGCACCACUGCUACCACCAGCACCACUGCGGCGCUCAGCGAUCUUCGCUUACAGAUACGAGGAAGGCUUGGAGAGGUGCUCCGAUACCAGACUCGGGUCGAAGACGCCGCCGCACGACCGCUUGAACGCAGGAGGCUGAUGGAUCUGGAGCGGGCGAGCAGCUGGGAUCAGUACAGAGCUGCGGGGAGAAGCGACGGCGAUCACGCACGCGGUAACGGGGCCAGGCGGCGGGCUGCUGCAGGCGGGGCAGGCGGGGCAGGCGGGGCGCUCGGCUGCGGGGCUCUGGAGAGAGCCAGCAGUGUGCAGUUUGUGGGCUCGGGCUACACCAAAGCCGUGUACCGAGCAGAGCUGAACACCAGCUUCUCCGUGGCUCUCAAAUCCGUGGACCUCAGCGGCCACGACAUGGAGAGCUGCGUGAAAAGGUACAGCUCAGCCGAGGACUGUUACCGACUCGCUUCAUUCAAGAUCAUCAAGGAGAUGACACUGAUGGAGAGACUGCAACAUCCCAACAUCCUUAAGCUGUAUGGCUACUGCUACCAGGACAGCAAUGAUAUCAAGGACACGGUGACAGCUAUCACGGAGCUGGGCAGCCCUCUAGAGAUGAUCCAGUUGCUGCAGACACCCUGGGAAGAGCGGUUUAGAAUCUGCCUGAGUCUGGCACGUCUGCUACACUACCUGGCCCACUCGCCACUCGGCUCUCUCACCCUGCUGGACUUCAGGCCCAGGCAGUUUGUACUGGUGGAUGGAGAGCUAAAGGUGACCGACCUAGAUGAUGCCAGUGUGGAGGACACGCCAUGUUCAUCCUCUUCACCUACUGACUGCCUCCUAGAGUUCCCCGCUCGCAACUUUACCCUCCCGUGCAGCAGCGGCUACUGCCAGGGUAUUAAUGAGAAGAGGAAUCUAUACAAUGCUUACAGGUUCUUCUUCACCUACCUGCUUCCUCACAGUGCUCCCUCAGCCCUGAGGCCUCUCCUCGCCAACAUUGUCAACUCUACAGGGGAGCUUCUCUGGGACACAGAUGAGACUCUAGCUCACCUAGAGAAGGUGUUGGAGAUGUAUAGGAAUGGACAUUACCUUUUGAAUGAUACACAGAUACACAAAAUAAAAUAUAAACAGGUGGAAGAUGUGUCUAUACCAGGAGAGAACUACCGCUGCUGGCCAUCCUAUCAGCACGACAGAUGCAUGCUGUCUGUCUACAGUGUCGAUGAGGCCAUUGGUGUGUGUGAGAGCCAUGCCCAGUGCAGAGCCUUCAUCAUGACCAAUCAGAGCACUUGGACAGGCCACCAGCUUGUGCUCUUCAAGACGGGUUUGUCCACCAUGGCUCCAGAUAAAGGAAAGCUAACGUAUGUCCGGCUGGACAGCUGAGAGAGAGAAAGGAUGAGGAAGAGCUGUGGUCUCCUUGUGUUCUCACACUGCAAUCGUUAUGAGGAAGGUUGGGACGAGUCACCCUCAUGGCUCUCCAUCCCUCCAUUCAUUUUUUAAAAUUAUUUAUGCCAAAUUCAUGAGGACGCUGAACACACUGAGACCUAAUUAAGUGCAAUGGAGUGUAUUGUUUGUCUGAGCUUCCUCCUCUAUUUUGAAUGUUGAAAAUAAUUUCUAAGUUGGAGUUCUACCUGGACCUUCACAAGACAUCCUCAAUCACACUCAGACACACAGCCAUCAGGGAGCUAUUCUUCCUCUUUUUCAUUUCCCCAAACCACCUAUUCUUCUUCUUCCUCUGUCCUGCUUCCUGUGUUACUUUCUAUUUUAUGUCACAGCUGGUUUCACCUACAGGACUCAGGUAUAUCUAAUACAGCUCCUAUCUAUGCUGAAUCUCCUCCUCUCUCCUUUUCUUCUCUUAGAUCAUUAGCACUUUUUAAAAGUGAACACAGGGUGUUUAUUUUCAUUCUGACAUUUUACAGAGCUUUAAAUAUCCUCUUUCAUUCCAAAUCUUUCUAGUUUGUUCAUCUUAUGUGAAGGGAUGGUAAAACAUACAGCCAUAUUUUCAAACAAAUAUUUUGGUGGUGCAAGAACAAUGAUUAUGAACGUCCAGUUUACUGUAAAAUGAAGAAGCAGAGUUUAAAUGUAUUUUUCUGGAUAUGACAUUUUUGUUGUGUGUGUGCAUUGGCCAAGUGUCUUGAUCAGUUUGAAAAUGAAUUGCAGCUGUUGAUGUCUUAUGUGGAGGAGAUCCAAAUCCACACCUGCAGUCUGUGUGACUUGUUCAUUACAAGGUGAUUUUUCUCAACCUAUGAAUUUCCCAAGGAAAUGUGAAGCCAAACUUUUACUUGUCAUGUGAAGGAUUAAAUGAGUCUUUGCUUUCAGGGAAAGCAAUUAAAUGAAGCUGAAAUAGACAUGUACAUUGGUUUUGGUUUUCCUAACUAUGUAGUGUAUAUAAUGACAAUUGUGAUAAAAGCAAUAUUUUUGUAUAAAAAUAUAAAAGUCUUGAAGCUCAAGAUGGUGUCUUGGUUAUUUCUUCCACAGUAUUAGGGUUUGUGUUUCUUAAUCAGCUCUUCAGAUUGAAGAACAGAGUGAGAGAAAGUGUGCGUGUGUGAGAACAAACACAAUUUUACAAUCUUGGAAGAAUUUGGAAAGGGAAGGUUAGGGAGCUGGGAGGGCUGGCACGGGCGUGCCGUGCAUCUGGCCUGGCACAGGGUCACUGCCUCAAAAAACCUCAUAAAGACGUGGUGCUCUGCGGUGCCAAUCCAGACUGGAGCACUUCAGGAAAAGACACAGCUUUAAAAGAGAGACUAGUCAUGGAUGAUUAAGUGUGUGGAUGUCACUGUACAGUAUGCGGGUGUAUAUUCAUACUGUUCAGUUGGCUACUGUGUGUAUGUGUAGGACAGGCAAAAGAAAGAAAAAGUAAGUGAGGCCCUGCCUGAGGCUAUAUGACUGUGUUCUAGAGAAACGUUAUGUACAAUAACCUCCGACCCUUAAGGAAGCCUUAAGUUUCCCUUAAGGAAGCCAGAGGAGAAGGAAGGCUGCUCAUAAAGCAGUGUGCUUGCUUUCUUUUGUCUGAGGCCAUAGAGAUUUUUUUUUUUUUCGUCCAGCUUUCUAACAGUACAUAAAGACUAUAGUUAGAAACAACAGUUCUGUCUAUUUUGAGACACACACACAAUCUCAGCCCACAGAGCUAUACACACAGGAAAACAGGUAGGGCUGAACUCAACGUUGGUCCUUUGUCCUGCCAGCAAAGUCCUUUGACCUUCCGUCAUGGCUUUAACAGCAGCUGUGCUCCAUAUGUACGCCAUUUCUACUCAUACUCUUUCUCUCCUUUUUUCUUUCUCUCUCUCCUUCACACACACACACACACACACAUACACACAAUCAGUUCUAGACACACUAGUCUGUACAUUUACCAGAAUGCAUGUCUGAAAAGAACAUGAGAAAAAAAGAUGGUGAGAAGGUACCAUCUGUGUUUUAUUGUCCUGAGGGGAUUAGGACUUUUCCUGAGGUGCAGCCCCAGGUGCUGGGAGACAGAGAGAGAGAGAGAGAGAGAGAGAGAGAGAGAGAGAGAGAGAGAGAGAGAGAAAGGAAUAAAGGCAGCGAAGGCCAUGGGUCAGCCAUAAGGGUCUCUAAUGAGAGACAGACUCACAGCUAAGGAGUCACCUCAAACGAUUAACAAUUCUUCCCCUCUCUCUCUCUCUCUCUCUCUCUCUCUCACACACACCCACACACACACACACACACACACACACACACACACACACACUCACUCACUCACUCCCCACCUGCUUUAUGCUCCACUGCAUUUGCUUUUGUUUCGCUCAACCAGAGUAAUCACUGAGUGAACAUUAACCCAAGCUAGCAGUUUUUAUGUUAGCAUAACAUUUUAUUAAUGUUGUAAUUCUAGGAACUGGUUCCUAGAAUGUUCAAUCUGACAAGUUUACUGGAUGUUCUGAGAACAUUUUUACAUAGCACAUAUACUGUAAAUGUUCUGACAACCUUUUUAGUUGUAGGAAACAUAAAAUAAGCAUUCUAGCAUUCUAACAACAUUGUGAGGGAAACCAUUAAUAUUUAAUGGAAGUUUAACCAAGCUAACUUUGUUAGAACCCACAAAACCUGUCAAAUACUUUUUUUUAACGUCUCAUGAAAUUAAUCCACACCUUCAUCCUGGCAAAAAUGCCAGGAUCUUCGAAUACACUAAACCUGAAUAUGCAUUUUUGAAAUGUCCCCAUGGCCAUCUGCUAGUAAAAUUAAAUUGCUAGCUAGUUAACUGCUAAUAAACUAGGUCAUAUUUGUGACAGGUCAACACAAGUGGAACUUCAGUAUAAGAGCCAUAAUAUGUGUAAUAAAUAAACCACUAGAACCAUAAUCGUGUUCAUCACUUUUUAAUUAGUUAGUUUAUCCUGUUACUGCUCUGUGAUCCUAUAACUAAGUGCAUCUAUGAAGGGAUAGAUUCAAAGCUGUGGAAUCUAUUUUUGUGAUUUAACACUGAAAACCCUGAGUGCUUUCAUUUUAAGGCAUAAGGUCACUAUAGUCAGGCUAACAGGACUAUCUUAUUCUGCUGGUGUAAGAAUCCAAAUGCACAAACACACACACACACACACACACACACACACACACACACACACUAGAGGUGUAAGACAAUGUCACUACCUGUUUCAAUAUCUGUUUUGUGCUCCAAAUAUUCAGAUUUAAACCCGAAGUGGGCAUGGCCUAAAAAAGGUAGGUCUUUUUUAUUUUAUUUUUUUUAAGAGACACAGUCUAUACGCAAGAAUGUUUUUUUUUUUUUUUUAAUCCUGCUGCAGUAAUUAUUUUUUGUUUGUACCUGUCUAAUUUAGUUGGUUUAAUUUCCCAAAAUCUAAACAAACUAGUAGUCUGAUUUAAACCACCAAAACCCUGACCAGGCAGUUACUAAGGAUAAAUGAAUAAAUACAUGCACGUUAAUGCAAGUGAUCUUUCCUUGUCCCGCAAGCGUCUGACUGCUUUAUGGUAUGAAAGUAAAAUGUUCCCGCUGCCACGACUUUUUUGUUGCAUCCGGGAUCCUAUUGCACAACUCUACUCUCAAACAGAUGGCCCAUGAACCUUUCUAAUAGCAUGCCUCCUAUUUGUAUCUGUAUAUGUGUCUGUUUAGAACAAGUUAUCUAUUUAAAUAACAUAUUUGUAUUUGGUAACACCCCUAACACAGACACACACACACACACAUAAAAGACCACUGGCUUACCAGAGAACUUGAUUACCAGCUCUGAGAAAUCUACAAAUUAAAGAUAAAUAAGUAAGCCUCCACAAACACACACACAAACAAACACACACACACACACACACACACAGAGAUUAACUCUGUCACAUACUCUUGUGCCAGUCUCUGUUGGUUUUCAACUACUCAACACACACUCCACACAGGCCUCACUUAUCUUCAGCACUGGAGCAUAGCAGGCCUGCUCGACUGUGUUGGCACCUACAGCAGCAUUCCAGCAGAUCCUCCCCACCAAUGAAUGCAGUGCUGUAGAGGAGGAGCUCACAUGGGUAAGAUACAACCAAGAACAUCUGUGGUAAGGAAAAAAGGCAAGUAAAUGUUUUGUAUGUCAGCAUUCAUUAUUAUUUAUGAAGUGCAGAGUUUUACUCAGAUGUAAGGGUUUAAAUUUGAGCCGUUGUUACUGCUGAGAGGAGACAUGACAUUGAAAUGGGUCAGGCUGACGAGAGCGGGGCAUCAGAGCACAAGAGAGAAAGGGAGAGAGCUUUUCACAAUGAGCUCCUGUUAACUGAGGACACAAAGAAGUUUGAAGGGUGAGCUCUGACAGCACUACACCAACACACACAUGUUGUAUAGUACAAUCACAUACAUAUAUACAUACACACUGAAAGAGUGGGCAUUUUAGGCUAAAAGUCUUUUCCCUUUGAUCAUAUUCUGUCUGUACCCAGAAGGCACCAGGCUGAAUAGGCUACAGAAUGUAUAGCACAGAGAGUGUGAAGCUGAGAAGAAUGGUGGCUCAGAUCCAUCUCUCAUUCUCUGUUUCGCUCUUUCUCUCUCCCUUACUUUCCAUCACUAUCUCUAUCUCAGAGGUUGUCCAGAGGUCAGCUGGCUUGCUACCAGAUCCUCUGGACUCUUUCUCUCCUCCUGGAGAAGAUAGAGAAAAAGGAGACAAACAGAAAGAAAGAGAGAGAGAAUUAGAGCGAGACAUUGAGGAAGGAAAUCAAAGAAAGAUGCAAAUACAACUCACUGAAUUCGACAGUGUUCAUUAUGAAUGGGAAUAACACAUUAGAGCAAAUCCUGGACACCUACUAGCUAUGGAAAUGCUACUGACCCCACCCCUUCUACCAUUGUAUGAUAAUUCAGGUUGGUGAAACUUCUUUGGUGCUGCUUAGCUGUAGCUAUGAUUCCUUCCAUCCUUCUAAUUUUCAUAAUUGUGCAAGUUGUCAUGGUUUCUCCCUUUGCAUUAAGGUUCCCAUAGUGAUUUUGUUUGUUUUCUGUCCUAGUCCUGUCUCUGCUCCUGUCCUGUCAUUGACUUGUUGGCUGAUUGUGUUCACCAGAUUAAUGUUAGUCCUUGAUUCAUUUGUCUUUUUUUUAUCCUCUAUGUCAUUGUUUGUUGUGAGGUAUCAUGCUCUUAUAUAGGUAAGUCUGAGGCUUGUUUUAUUGUAUCCUUGUUUGUUCUGGUUUUUAACUCUUGCCUGUGUUUUGACAUUGAUUAUACCUGUAGAUUUAUUAGAUUUGCCUGCCUGUCUGUGUGUUGACCCCUGCUAUUGAAUUUGAUUAUGAUUCUUGGAUUUGCCAAAGUAAGGUAUAUACUGAGUUUAUGCACUUGUGUCCUGUUCAAGUUUUUUUUUUGUCAUGUGCAUAAAGAGUGCUGUAAGCAUCUAUAUACAAUGAAAUUCUUGUGCGACAGUGCAUGCUUCUACAAACAAGCAGUGCAAAUAUGAUAAGUAAACUCUUACAAACUAGUACAAAAAAAAAACAAACUGUAAACACUGAACACAAACAAAUUUUAAAUGUACUCAACUAGUAAAAAUAAUAAUAAACUGUAAACAUUGUAAAUAUUGCAUGCAGUCAAAAAGUGGCACAGUGGGGGACACAUUCUCACACAAAUGUCAACAGAAUAUAUUCUUCUAUAACAUUAUCUGAAGUAAUUCCAAAAUAUUUGGUCACACAGUUAGCUAGCUAUCCAGAUGAAAUUUGUCACCAUUAGGCAUUAUGCUUAUUAGCCUAUUUCAAGUGAAUGGAUGAAAUUUACUAACCUUGAUCAGCAAUGUCUUCUGUUUUUUUAGCUAAUUACAUUAAGCACUAAUGAUAGAAACAUAUCAAUCCAUGUCAUGUAAUAACAUUUUCAUCAAAUCAUUAUUGAGAGGUCUAUAAUUACAGUGAAUAGAACUAUAAAUAUUCCCACAUUGUUGCACCUAUGGAAGACACAAAGGUCCCAAGCCUCAUAAAUCUUAAUUUAACUCCUUCCCAUGAACUACAAUGCUCAGUUAUUAUAUCAAAUAUGUUUCAAUGGAAAAAAAGUAAUUUAAUGUAAUUUAAUGUAUUUUUCAACCCAGUCAAAUUAGACUAAAAUGCUGAGAAUAGAAUUGUACGUGACAGAUCAGAGAGCAAAUCAGUGAAAUAGUCAGACAGAACAUAAAGCAAAUAAAGGAAUGCACACAGUUUCCUCUUCACAAAAGGAACCAGCAUUGUGUUGAGGCUGUUCAUAACAAAGGAGUGCUUGUUUGUUGAACACCAGCAUGGAUGUGUGCUGAGCAAUGCUCAAAAGAGCUUUUAUUUCCUCUCUCUUAUUCAUCCCUGUGUGCUGUCACUUUUGUUGUGUGAAAAGCAAAUGCUCACUCAUAUCACAGUCAGCCCUGGAAUGAGAUUGGAAAACCCCAAAUCUUGUGUGGCACGAAAGAGCUGGGCGCUAGUUCUGAUACGGGCGAAUGAUUCUUCACAAGAACCUAAUCAGUACAGGAUCAAGGCGUGGGUGGCACAGGACUGUACCCAGAGCCUAUGGCCAUGCCACCCAGAGAGAGGUUAUCUGAGUUGCCAGGAAACUGGGAAAAGCUUAUCAGGUUGGGAAGAAUUUAUGUUCUUAAAAACCAAGCUGCAAAAGAUUGCAAAAGUAUUGAUUCAUCCCUUAUUAUUAAUAUUAUUAUUAUUAUUAUUAUUAUUAUUUAUAAUAAUAAUAAUAAUAAUAAUAAUAAUAAUAAUAAUAAUAAUAAUAAUAAGGGAUGAAUCAAUACCUUAUUUCACAAUUAAUGAUGGCAAUCAAAACAAAGCAUAUAAAAAGUCUACACACCCCUGUUAAAAUGGCAGGUCUUGUGAUGUAAAAAAUGAAACCAAGAUAAAUCAUGUCUGAACUUUUUCUGCCAUCAGUGUGAAAUUACAAUGUAUAAAAAAUAAGUGAAAAACAAUCAGAAACAUUUUAGAGAAAUUAUUAUUAUUAGAAAAAUAAAAAGUUACAAUAACCUGGUUGCAUAAGUGUGCACAAACUUUUAGAAUUGGGGAUGUGGCUGUGUUCAGAAUGAACCAAUCACAUUCAAUCUCACAUUCAAAAGUAAUUCUCAUACAGCUGUCAUCAAUGAAAUUAUUCUGAUUAACCCCAAGUUAAGAUCAGCUGUUUCUGCAGAAUUUUCUUGAUAUCUCCCUUGGUUUCACCAGACUGCUGAAGCCAUGGUUUGCAAAGAGCUUAAAAACAUGUACAGUAUUUCACUUGUUGAAAGGUAUCAAUAAGAAAAGAAUAAAAAAGAAUUUCUAAAACAUUAGAAUUUCUAAAACAUUAGAUAUACCAUGGAACACUGUGAACACCAUCAUCAACAAGUGGAGAAAAUGAAGCAGUGACGUUACCAAGAACAGGACAUCCCUCCAAAAUUUACAAAAGGACAAGACAAAAACUUACCAGGGAGGCUGCCACUAGACCUACCACAACAUUAAAGGAGCUGAAGGAAUAUCUUACAAAUACUGAUUACUCUCUGCAUGUGACAACAAUCUCUCGUAUUCUUCACAUGUCUGGGCUAUGGAGUAGGGUGGCUAGAUGGAAACCAAAAAAAUCAAACACAGGUGAGAAGAAUAAUGCAUCAACCCGCCUCCUCUGCGUCCACAGCUGAUGCGCAACCACACCUCCACUGCCACAUUCCCCCACUGCCCGACCUAGCCUAAGGAGCCAUCCGGCCUGCAGCUGACUGCCCCCCCUUCCCCCGGCAGGAGAGUUAAUAUGCCACCAACUGUGCCCUCAGUCUGUGGACCACCUCGAACUUGAAUGGCUGAAGUGCCAGAUACCAAGGAGUGAAAAAACGGCCCCCAGCCCUCUGUCCUACACAUCAGUCUGCAGAAGAAAAGGGAGAGAAAAGUCAGGUGAAUACAACAGCAGGCCCCCCCCACACAAAAUCGCUUUUACCUGGCAGAAAGCCUGCUAGCAUUGCACCAUCCACUGGAACCCCCUUUUUAGUGAGGUCAGUCAGCGGGCUGGUGAAGUCCAAAAAAUUAGGUACAAACCUUCUAUAAUAGCCAGCCAGCCCCAGGAACUGCCUCACCUCCUUUUUGGUCUUGGGUCUCGGGCAGGCCGCAAUCACUGCUGUCUUAUCAAUUUGGGGACACACCAGCCCAUGGCCCAAAUGGAAGCCCAAAUACUGUACCUCCACCUGUCCAAUUGCACACUUCUUUGGGUUCGCUGUGAGUCCCGCCCAUGUCAAGGAUCUCAGGACAGCCCUAAGAUGUUGCAAAUGGCAUAUGCAUUGUGCGGGCAGAAGAUUCUGUCCUGAAGACGGCAAAACGUUGCAGGAGCUCGGAACAACCUAAACAGUAGUAUGACAAACUGGUGUAACCAAAACAGUGUGGAAAAGGCAGUGUUUUUGUGAGAUAUUGUACUCAAGGGAAUACCUUGCCAGUACCUUGUGGUUAAAUCCAGUGUUGAAUAAAAGCAAGCCACACCUAAUCGAUCAAGCGGUUCAUCAGUGCAAGACAACAGAUACACGCCAAAUUUAGACACUGUGUUUACUUGGCCUUGGGCAUCAAGACCACCAGGCUGCUCCAAUCACUGUGGGACUCCUCGAUUAUCCCAUGUCAAGCAUAGCCUUGAGUUCAUCCCAAACCACGUUUUUCUUUUGUUCAGGAAACCCGUAUGGGCUGCUGCAUACAACCACACCUGGAGGAGUCUCAAUGUGGUGUUCUAUGAGGUCAGUGCGACCGGGUUUCGGAAACAUUUCGGAAAAUUCCUCCUGCAACCUGGCAACCUGUGCUCUCUGGGACAGUGAGAGGUGGUCUCUACAGGAGACCAGGGUGAAUUGGGCCACACUUUUGAGACUUACCUCUGGUCCCAGAUCCUCCCUCUUGGGAACCAGCAUUGGCAGAGCCACACGAACCACCCCUCAGCAUGAAGUGCAUCGCCUCUAUCCAUUUGUCUAUCUCUAUCCACUUGUUCGACUUCUCCAAUUCGCCAUGUGACCUCAAAGGGUCCUUGCCACUUCCCAAGUAAUUUAGAGCUCAAAGUGGGUAGAAAAACGAACACUUUAUCCUUGUGCAAAUUCCCAUAUCCGAGUACCCCUGUUACACAGCCUGGAUUGAUGUUCUUGUGCCUGUAGCAAAUUCUACUGUGUUAAUUGUCCUAAUGUGUGGAGUUUUGCUCUCAGGUCAAGGACAUACUGAAUUUAAUUUUUACUAUUAGAAAGUCCCUCCUCCCAAUUUUCUCUAAUGACAUUUAAGAUGCCACGAGGCUUGUACCCGUACAGUAUUUAGAAUGGGGAAAACUCCAUGGAGGCUUGCGGGACCUCUCGUACUGCAAAUAACAGGGGCUCAAGCCACUUAUCCCAAUAUUGCGCAUCAUCAUGAAUGAACUUACGAAUCAUAUUUUUAAGUGUUUAAUUAAAGCAUUUGACCAGCUAAUCCGUCUGCUGAUGAUAAACACUGGUGUGAAUCAGUUUAAUCCCCAACAAUCUGUAAAGCUUGCAUAGUGUCUGUGAAAUGAACAUAGUGCCCUGGUCAGUCAAUCCUGACUCAGGAGAUAAUAUGGACGAGCCCCUCCAAAGCACUGCAUGCUGAGAUGUUGCACAGAGGAACUGCUUCUGGGUAUCUCAUUGCAUAAUCCACCAGGACUAACACAAAGCGAUAUCCUUGCAUGCACCUUUCUAAUGGCCCGAAGAGGUCCAUGCCAAUUCUUUCAAAGGGGACCUCGAUUAAUGGUAAUGGGUGCAGUGGCACUUUUGGGGUGCUGGGUGGAUUCACCAGCUGACAUUGGUGACAUGCUGCACACCACCUAUGAACAUCGCCAUGAAUGCCCGGCCAAUAAAAACAAUACAAUAGAUGGUUUAGUGUCUUAUCCUGCACCAAAUGCCCAGCCAUGGGAUUAUGAUGAGCCGCAUGGAACAGAAAUUCCCUACGGCUUUUUGAAACCUACAACUGGGUCCUCUCUUCCUUAGUUUGAGUGUCCUGAUAUAAUUUAAUUAUAUAAUAUAUAUAUAUGAUAUAUAAUUAUAAUAUAUAUUGAGUGUCAUUUGAUAUAACCUAUCUUUAAUAAUUGUGAAGUAGGGGAAGGAGAGCACAAUGUUGGGCUGAACUCGCUGACCAUCAAUUACUAUCACUUGGUUGACGGCGUGCCUCAGGGUUUCGUUGCAUGUCUGCUCAAGAGGGAAAUGCCAGAGGAGAAUUCCUCUGAAAGAUGGGGAGGCAGAGCCCUCCUCACCCUCUGUGUCUUCAUGAAACAGAGCUGACUUUGAUGGCCCAGGCAAGGCCUCCCCAGAUAACUCUGGGCACAUCCCACACUGUGCCUCACUACUGCAGGACCCAUCCACAAACAUUUCCAUCACCAAUAUCUGAAAACCUGGCCAAUUUGUCCCCAGAAUUAGUGGAUGGGUGAGGCGAGGACUAACCGCCGCCUCCACUCUAUGCUUUUGGCCCCGGAUUUAAAUAUUUUGAUAUUUCUGAAUGUUCCCAUACACACACCUCAUCUUCACCACUUGCUCAUUUUCCAAUGCCCUGCAUUGAAUCAGGCUUUUAUGGAUGGUGGUCUGGUUGCACCCUGAUUCCAUCAAGGCCUGGUGUGUACUCCCUUGUACACUCACUGACAUGUGGUACAGUCUUGCUUGAUCGGGGGAGGCUUGCGGCACGUCAGGGAUCAGUAUUCCCGCUUCCCUGAGGGAUCGCUGAUCAUGGAAAUGCCUGGCUUUCCCGCCAAACCUGCCUAGGCUUUGCCUCGGUUCUGGUGGGCGCGGAAGGUUCUACCUGUGUGGAGAGAGUGGGAGUUAGGGGAGUCAUUAGAGGUGAGGGAGCAGAAAAGGAGGGAGGGAUAGGUAAACCCUGGGACCGGGGAGCUGGUUUCAGGGGAAUUGGGCCCUGUUUCCAAGUUGUGGGGAAUUGAGGGAAAGUGGUGAGAAAGGGGGGAGAACAAGAAAGAGAGAGAGAGAUGGAGGGAGAAAAGAAGGGCUUGCAUCCCCAUGGAUACGCUGCCAAAUGGUCCUCUACCAGCUGGAUUGCCUCAUCUAGUGAUACCAGAUGGUGGCACUGGACCCACUCCUCCAUCCCUUGCUUUAGUCAGGUGAUAAACUGCUCCAGCACUACUAGUUUUACCACAUCCUCAGCACUGUGCUCCUCUGUCAGCAGCCAUCUGUGUCUCGGAGCUGCUGAGUGAAUAUGAACGGGCAGCCGAGCUCAUGGAGAGUCAGAGAUUGGAAGCACUGAUGGUGCUGUUCAGGGGUGUGGCAGACCCAUUGCAAGAUGGCCCUCUUUAGGUCCGGGUACUCCAGCAGUUGCAUGACCAGGAGCUGUUGGGCCAUGAGCUGGGCUUCACCCAACAGUAGCGGGUGCAGGAGGACCACCCAAUGGGGCUCUGGCCAGCCCGACGCUUCUGUGGCACACUCAACAAGCUCAACGAAUGUCUCUGUCGCCAGGGCUGCUGCUUGGGUAUCCACUGAUUGGACCAGGCUCCGUAGCACCUGCCAAUCCGUUGCCUGAGCUUAGAGAAGGGUCCACAAGCACUGGUCCUGCUCUGUAUGCAGCUCAAGGAUGGCCUGGUAUUGUGCCUGUUGGAUACCGGUGAGGAUCUUCAUGAUCUUCGCGAGUGGAGAAGACUCCAUGACGGCGAAUCUUCCUCAAAUCACAGGUCUUGGCACCAGUGUAACAAGUCCUUUUCAGAUCAGAAGGAAAUGAGGAAAAGGGAGGCAGGUUUGAGACAACUCAGAAGGGUUUUUUAUUUUCCCACAUUUUCUUUCCUUUCAAUUUUCAGUGGUUUUAUCUCACACACGUGUGUACACACGGCUCUGUGCUGCUCAGCUCUCUCUCUUGCCUGUUGCAGGGGUCUCCAGAAGGCACAAAGAGACAUACAUAAAUAAACUUGGGCUAAUCACACACAGGUGAGAAUCAUCAUGCAUCACCUGCCGGUCUGGCCCGCCUCCGCUUUGUCCACACCUGAUGCUUGACUACAACCCCGCCACCACAAAGGUCUAUAUUCAGGUUGCAUGUUUAUAUGCGUACAGACCGAUCUACACAUUCAGGAUGCUGGCAUUGGUUAUAGAGUAUGCUUAGUUAUUAGUUUUAUUGCUACUUUCUCACACUAAUUUGAUUAGGACUCUAACACUUCUCUACCUCAAAAGUGCCCGACAACACCGCCUCUAAUCUGUUAAGCUAAGCAUCUGUGGUUUGUGUGUGUGAUUGUGCCCUGCGAUGGACUGGCACCCCGUCCAGGGCGUUCCCCACUUUACAUCUAGUCUGUUGUAUUAGCACCCUCUUCAUGACAGUUUGGCAAAAACUGCUAUGCAAAAGCAAAAGCUAUGCACCUACCAUGGAGGGGUAUGGAUCAGAUUUCCUCACCUUGAAAUAACAUUAUAUAAUCCUGUGUAACAAUGUUAGUUACAAACUGAGGGACAUUUAUAGAGGAAUCUAAGGUGCAACAGGUGAGUGUAAUUAUUAAACAUAAGCAUUCACUUGGCUUGGCUGUGGGGGCUUGGCUGAGAGGGGGUGUGGUUGUCAGUGGGUGUGGAUUUUUGACAUGAAGCUUCUAAGUAUAUUAAUCAUAUCAGCAUCAGUAUCAUUAUUGGUGAGUACCUAAAAACAUGUACUCGUUCACAUAUUCACUCUCAAAAAAUUGAUGCAAUUAUUCAAAUGAAGACUGAGGGUCCCUGGAGGGCUAGUGGUUAGGCCACAGUGCUCUCACCACUGCGGCCCGGGUUUGAUUCCCAGCCAGGGAACCAACCCCAGCCACUGCAACGGUGUGCUCUCAGUGCCGGUCCCAAGCCCGGAUAAAAUUGGGGAGGGCUGCUUCAGGAAGGGCAUCUGGAGUAAAAACUGUGCCAAAUCAAAUACAUGGACCAAUGAUCCGCGGUGGCGACCCCUAACGGGAGCAGCCGAAAGAGGAACAACAACAACAUUCAAAUGAAGACUGAAGACCUCCUCACCAAGCACUUAAAUGAGCACUAAUUAAAAAAUAACAACACCAGCAUAAGGAUAUGGUUUCGAUCAAGACUACAAUGCAACUCUGUAAAUCACUCUGGAUAAGGACGCCUGCUGUAAAUGUAAAUAAUAGUGUUGCCUCAAUGUCUCACACUCAGCUACCUAUUGUACUUGUGAAUUGGGAUUAUGCCAAAUCUCCACACAUACUCACACCAGCAUGGUUAUGUGACUAGGUUCAUUAGAGGCCACAGCUUUAUUGCAAAGACCCAGCUGUCGUGUCUACACCUUCAGAAAAAAAUUUAGAGAUUGAAAUCUUACUUCCCUACAAUCUGCCUCCACACUCCCAGUUUCUCUCUGUGUGGAUGCAAGCCAAUAUAAAGCGCUAGUGAAACUUCCUCAAUACAUCACAUACAUGGUUUAUUUAAGGAAGACAUAUAGCUUUUCAGAGGCUACUGCUGUUGCAUAUAACUGGAUGUUUCUCUUCUUCUUCCACAUUGUAGCACUCUGGCCUGAAGCCUAUGUGUGUGUGUGUGUGUGUGUGUGUGAGACUAGAGAUGUGUGUGUGGGGAUGGGCUCAAACAGCUUGUCUGAACUCUUAUCAAUGCAGGCACGAACAUGUGUUACAUGUGUUCUUUACAAACUCAGACAAGCAAAGAACUUCAUUCUGAGAAUCUUUACUGAUAACCCUGUGUUUCUCUCUCUCUCUCAUGCUCACUUCAUCUUUGUGGACACAACCUUGUGACUUGCUUAUCUUGCCAUAUUUAUCAGAGGAAUGUGAGUUCGCAGGAAUAGGGCACCUGGAGGUCAGAGGUCCUGAAGCUGUAUAGCCGUCUGCUUAGUGCUAAUUGACCCUUCUCGGAUCUCCUCUUAUCUCCAGCUCUUAAGAGUGGGAACACUGACUCACAACAAGGUCACUUCCUACUCAAGAAGCUGUUCCAUGGACAUUUUUUACCUGAGUGUGAAAAGCAGUGUGUAAUGUAUUCAUCGUAUAUGCGUAUAUUUGUAUAUGCAGACAUCUCUACAGAAUGUAAAUUUUACUGUAAGCUCUUACAAAUGACUUUACCAACUUAUGCUCCUUUACCUUUCCAUGCUUGCUAUCCUGCUAUUGCAUGGGAAAUUUUUUUUUAAUGAUUAAGAGUGAGAGUUUCAUUGGUGUUUAGAAGGUUAAGAUGAUAGGUAACAUUGUGUAUGUUGCAUAAUGUAGUAGCUUGGUAACUAACCACCACUGCAGGUAUGUUUUUAUAUGCAUUUUAAUGCACACUACAAUACUACUAUGUGGUCUAAGAGUUUAAGGAUCUAAAAUGCAAUUAAUAAUGUAUGUGGACAGAAGUGUAGUUAUUGCUCUGCCUCUAGGCUGUUUUAUUGCAGUGUGAAGGCCCUCACCUGGGGAGCAGGCAGCAUUGCAUCACCACAGUUGCUACAGGUCUAGACGUAAGCCAUCGUUCUCAUCCAUCAGCACAAUGAUAAGUCUUGAUUCAGCCAGGUGCUUCAUCCACAAAGCCAUGCCGCUGCUUUGUGCCAAGCUGCACUGCCUUGGUUUUAGGUUAUAGAGUUCAUUAGUUUCCAAGACAUCACAGGUGUUUUGAACACGCACACACGCACACACAACACACACACACACACACACACACACACACAAUUUAAACACCCUUAUUGGUGUUUGCUUACAGUUCAGUGUUUAUACAGUUUCAUGUUUAGUAGAAUCUUCUAGCAACUGCAAGUUAAUUUCCACUUUCAGAAACUUAACAAUUAAACCAUUAAUUAAACCAUGAAUUAAAUCCAUUAAUCCCAGCAGUUACUGUUUGAACAGACUCUCAGAGUUAUCCACCUGCAGCAGUGGGCUGUUUCCCAUGGCCUGCAGCAGACAAGCUUAUCUGUCCUCUACCAUCUGAAUGGAGCUGAGGGGUCUGUGUUUGCGUAAGGCCAGAGGACAAAGAGGGGGUCGGGACGCUCAAGCAGGUCGGCGUUUGAUCAUCCCAUCAUGCCUUCUCAUGCAUGAGGGAGCCGCUCUGGCACCAGAAAAAGGCCGCUCUUCAUUUUGGUUCAGCGAACAGCAGCCUUUCUGCAGUCAGAACGAGUAGUCUGCAAAGCCUGAGAGCAAUUACAGCAGAAGGACUUAAAUAACAAAAUAGACUAUGCACCGUGGAGCUCAGACCAUGACUCUGCCUUGAAGCAAUAAAGGAAACUGAAUAGUCUAUAACUUCA
This is a messenger RNA of Pangasianodon hypophthalmus (striped catfish), 17166 nucleotides long. RefSeq names its product protein kinase domain containing, cytoplasmic a (gene pkdcca). Gene Ontology annotation, biological process: protein phosphorylation. Bases 462 to 2063 code for a protein of 533 amino acids. Gene Ontology annotation, molecular function: ATP binding; non-membrane spanning protein tyrosine kinase activity. The transcript is spliced from 8 exons. Lineage: Eukaryota; Metazoa; Chordata; Actinopteri; Siluriformes; Pangasiidae. The record is from RefSeq and is a predicted model, not a curated record.